GUGUCCUCCGCGGCGGGGCGGGCCCGUGGCGCUGUCCGGUGCUGAAGCUCUGCCCGGCGCCGCCGCAGGAGCGCGGAGAGGCGCGGCUGGGGCAGCUGGCGCCGCCUCGCUCGUCCCCCUCGGUCCUCGCUCCCGCGGGGCCAUGGACUGAGCGCUGGACCUGUCGCGGGGAUGGGGCCGCUCCCACCUCUCCUGCUCCUGCUGCUGCUGCUCCUGCCGCUCGCCCUGCCCGCCGCCCCCGCCCCCGCGCCCCGCAGCCGGCAGCUCCCGGGGCGCUUGGGCUGCCUGCUGGAGGAUGGCCUUUGCGGUACAUCGGAGGCCUGUGUAAACGACGGCAUGUUUGGAAGGUGCCAGAAGGUUCCGGGUCUGGACAUAUCACGCUAUGAAGUGUCGCCUGUGGCCCUGCAGCACCUGAGGGCCACCUUGCAGGCGCUGUCUCGCACAGGUUUCAUGUGGCAGGAUGACGACACCCAGCGCAUCAUGGCCCAGGAGCUUGCAGGCCUCCUCAGAGCCCACCCCCAGCACAUGGAAACUUCCAGCCCAGCCAGGGUCUCACAGCAGAAUGUGGACACUGAGAGGCAGUACAGCCUGGAGAACGAUGUGGCUCUGGCCAAGACUCUGCAGCGCUACCUGCCCUACUUGGAGGGUCUGUCCCACACCAUGGCCUUGAAUGCACACCAAGGGAUGGUGCACGAGAAGCUGCCAGCCAAGGGUGAGUUGCCCUUCCCUGAGAACAUCUUGAGCUAUGUGGCCCACAAGUCAGCAUUGACCUACCCUCCAGAGACCCGGGCUCAGAACCCCAAGGCCUUCCCACUGAGGACCAUCAGUCAGCUCCAGCCAGACCAGCUCAGCCCAAAGGCAGACAGCAGCGUGGACAGACAGCACCUGAUGGAGGCUCUUGGCACCUACACUGUUCGAAUGCCUCCAGCAUUAGCCCGAGAGGGUGACCCAGGGCCGAGGUACAUUCUGCGCAGCCCCUCAAGAGCGCCGAGGCCCCUCUCUGCACUGGCACCCCCCCAGAAAUGGCUUUCAGCUCCAGGAGACACCCAGCAGCCCCUGAGCACAGGCAAUGGAGUGCUUGUCCCUAGUCUCCUGAAGGAUCUGAGGAGGCAGCAGGCUGAUGUGGAGCACGGGGCCCCCAUCGGGCUGGAGGGGAUGGCAGAUGUGAUCGCUGUUGCCACUGCGAGGCAAGGUAGCAGAGCAUGGGAGGAUGACAGCCCAGGCUCCUCUGAGGUCAAUCACCUGAGUGUCCCACCUGGAGACCUCCUGGAGGACCACGGGUCCCCACUCCUGCCCGGAGAGCAUCCCUUGGAGAAAUCCUUCCCAACAGAGAUCAAGAAAUCCGAGGAGCCUGUGGCUUCCUUGUCUUCAGAGGAAGAGGAUGUGGGGGUGGAGAACGUGAAGAGCCAGACAUACUCCAAAGACUUCCUGGAGAAGGCGAACGCAGAGCCCAGGGCUACUGGGCUUGGAGGGCUCCAGAGCUGGGAUCCAGGGGCACUGCAGGAUGUGCAGAGCCCCCAGGCAGGAGCGCAGGUCCCCCCAGGUGGAGGCCUGCAGCUGGAAGCCAGGCCUUCUGAGGGUGAGGAGCUGGGCUACAUCGUGACAGACACUGACCCCCUGAGCCCAGAGAAGGGGAGGCAGCUGAUGGAAGACGUCGCCCGCCUCCUGCAGGUGCCGCCCAACAUCUUCGAGGACAUUGAUGUCCUGGGGCCGGCAGUGACCUUCAAAGUGGGUGCCAAUGUCCGAAAUGUGACAACUGCAGACGUCGCAAGGGCCACAGCUGACCACAAGAACCAGCUGGCAGACACAUCUGAACUGAAGAUCCUUCAGAGCGGUACUGGGCCGAGCAGCAAACUCAAGCUCCUGCCUCACCGGGGAGAUCAGGAGGACUCCACCAAGUUCAUUGUGCUCACCUUCCUGUCCAUGGCUUGCAUCGUGGGCGUCCUCCUGGCCUCCAGCCUCAUCUACUGCCUCCGCCACAGCUCCCACCACAAGCUGAAGAAGAAGCUAUCGGGCCUGGGGGGUGACCCCAGUGCGGACGCCACUGCUGCCUACCAGGAGCUGUGCCGCCAGCACAUGGCUGUGCGCCUGCCUGAUCGGCCAGAGGGUCCACACGCCUCCCGUAUCAGCAGCGUCUCCUCCCAGUUCAGCGACGGCCCCAUGCCCAGCCCCUCAGCUCGGAGCAGCACCUCCUCCUGGUCCGAGGAGCCUGUGCAGUCCAACAUGGACAUCUCCACUGGCCACAUGAUCCUGGCCUACAUGGAGGACCACCUGCAAAACAAGAACCGGCUGGAGAAGGAGUGGGAGGCCCUGUGUGCCUACCAGGCAGAGCCCAGCAGCUCACUUGCCGCCCAGAGGGAGGAGAACCUGGCCAAGAACCGCUGCCCAGCUGUGCUGACCUAUGACCACUCCCGGAUCCUACUGAAGGCCGAGAACAGCCACGGCAACUCAGACUACAUCAACGCCAGCCCCAUCAUGGACCAUGACCCGAGGAACCCUGCAUACAUCACCACCCAAGGACCCCUGCCCGCCACGGUGGCUGAUUUCUGGCAGAUGGUGUGGGAGAGUGGCUGCGCCGUGAUCGUCAUGCUGACCCCACUCACAGAGAACGGCGUCCGGCAGUGCCACCACUACUGGCCCGAUGAGGGCUCCAACCUUUACCACAUCUACGAGGUCAAUCUGGUCUCAGAACACAUCUGGUGUGAGGACUUCCUGGUGCGGAGCUUCUACCUGAAGAACCUUCAGACCCACGAGACACGCACAGUGACUCAGUUCCACUUCCUGAGCUGGUAUGACCAGGGCGUGCCUUCCUCCACGAGGUCACUUCUGGAUUUCCGCAGAAAAGUAAACAAGUGCUACAGGGGCCGUUCUUGUCCAAUAAUCGUUCACUGCAGCGACGGCGCCGGCAGGAGCGGAACCUACAUCCUGAUCGACAUGGUUCUCAAUAAGAUGGCCAAAGGUGCUAAAGAGAUUGAUAUCGCGGCUACCCUGGAGCACUUGAGGGACCAGAGACCAGGCAUGGUCCAGACAAAGGAGCAGUUUGAGUUUGCACUGACAGCCGUGGCCGAGGAGGUCAAUGCCAUCCUGAGGGCCCUGCCCCAGUAGGCACCACCGCAGCCACCAGGACCACGCCGUGACUCCACCCGUGUGUCUCCCAUCGUGACCAAAUAGUGAUAGGGUCCUUAAGCUGCUGUGGUUGGUGCCCUUCACCCCCGAAAAUGUAUUUAUGUUUCACUGAGUGAGAGGGGCUUGCAGAAACAUCUGACUGGAAGAGGGGAGAAUCAGUUCAUCUGUUUUCACAUUCUUGAGAAGAUUACUUUUCCUAAAGCACACAUUUGCAUUCUUAACCGCAAAUCCUGCCGUGCUGGUGACAUGGUAGUUGGCCCCUUCAGCAUGGUCUCAGAAGCAGCUUGUCAAAGUGGAUGAGUGGGGCAGGGAGGCAGGCACCUGGGAAGCCAGCAGGUGUGGAAAUGACCGUGGCACCAGCCUCGAGGCUGGUCCAUCAUGGGAGAAGUCUCAGGCAGGGACGUUAGCAUCCACAGCUUGGAUAAGAAAGGUAAGAAAGAACCUCCCCAAGGCGUCGCUGCCAGCUCCUCUUGACCUGCUUCCCCAAGCACUGUGCAGGGCCAAGUCAGCCACGCAGGUCCCCCAGGACAGAAAGGAGCUUCCCUGGGUGACACCUCCCUGCCACUCUUUCCGAGGUCAGGACCUCACUUGAGGUUAUAGGUGAGGCCCAUUAUUAAUGUGAGAAUAUCAGGAUCUAUACUCUAGAACAAGAUGCCCUGACAUGCUUUCCUGGGAGGUGAUCCAAUUGGAGCAGGAGUGGGUGAUCAGCAAGCUCCAAGAGUCCUGAGGGCACAGUGGUCCCAGGGGAUGCUUGGAGGUCCAGUCCAGGGAGGAGAGGGGCGGAUGGCCUGACUCCGCUGUCAUCCACACCCCAGCCCCGGGAGAGACUUGGGCCCUCCUGCCUCCCGAUGGUUAGCAAAACGAGUCUGCAUGAUUCAGAGGUGCCAAAAUCACACUGGAGCAUCAGGUUUCCUCCCCCUGCCCCCCCAAGUAGGAAAAGCCCCUUUUGUAGACGACAUCAGGGUGAUGCAGUGGUGUUGCCGAGAGCCACAGACACCUCUCUAAGGCUGAACAUAGAGACCCCGCCCCGCCCAGUGCCCCUCCAUCCCUUCCACCUCCGUGUGCCAUCUGUGGCCAAGCGUGAUGAGAAGGUCCAGGAAGGGAGGGAGGGGGUGGAUGCUCUGGUUUAAGUGGUAUUGUAGACCUGCUUUGAUACCUGUCCUCUCCUGAAAUCAUUUCUCCCUACCUGGAAUUUAAAUAAUAAUUAAUAGAAAUGAAUUUAUCUGAAUAUAGGAAUCAUAUACUUACUUGUAAUUUCUAAAUUCCUAUGUUUUAAUAAAACCCUGUGGUGUGAGAUAUAUAAAUAUAUUUAAUGGUGUCAUAUUAAACUUCUGAUUUCA
Heterocephalus glaber (naked mole-rat) is the source of this 4466-nucleotide messenger RNA. RefSeq names its product protein tyrosine phosphatase receptor type N2 (gene Ptprn2). Gene Ontology annotation, molecular function: protein tyrosine phosphatase activity. Gene Ontology annotation, cellular component: synapse; secretory granule. NCBI's taxonomy places the organism in Eukaryota, Metazoa, Chordata, Mammalia, Rodentia, Bathyergidae. The record is from RefSeq and is a predicted model, not a curated record. Gene Ontology annotation, biological process: protein dephosphorylation; regulation of secretion; insulin secretion involved in cellular response to glucose stimulus.